GCUCACCUGGCCGGUUGAGAGCACGGGUAGGGCGAGGGAGCUGCACAGGGGGAGCUGCUCCUGCUCAGCCGGCCAGGACAUCCUCCACUGCUCAGCUCCAGUUCAGUAACAAUGUGUGCAAUAACCUUUCCGUCCUGCUACCACGUCGUUCCAUCCACCCUGGCUACGGGCAGCCCGGUUACAAAGCAAGCCCAUGCUCUCUGAGGACACGCACUUUCGGAAAUAAGUAAACAAGCGUUGCCCCUCAUCUUCGCCCGCUGUGAGCCAAAAGCUUCCAUUGGAAUCGCAGUGUCUGCAAACCUUGGGACAGCAAAGUGUCUUGCAAAGGAGGUGGAGAAAUAUAACCAGGAUUCCUUGUGGUGUCUUAACUUCCCUUGGACUUCUUACAGCCUCACCCAGCAUUGUAACUCCAUCCCUCGUGCUUCUCGGUUUACGGCAGGUGAAGGAAGGCAUGCCCCAAACGCUGACUUCUACCAGUAUGUUUACCCCAUGUGGCUUCAGCCCUCAUCUACAUACUUCGAAAGAAGGCGAACAAGGAGGGCUGAUCUUCCAGGAUGGAAACCUUACCUCAGCAUCUCUGGAUGCUCUAAUCCAGCAUCUGAUACCUACCACUGAUUACUACCCUGAAAAAGCCUAUAUCUUUACAUUCCUGCUGAGUUCCAGACUCUUCAUCGAACCCCAUGAGCUUUUGUCCCGAGUUUGUCACAAGUGCAUUGAGCAGCAGCGGCUGGAUGACCCCGUGCUGGACAAGGCUCGAAUCAGAAAAUUUGGACCCAAAAUCUUACAGUUGCUGACAGAGUGGACAGAGACAUUCCCGUAUGACUUUCAGGAAGAGCGGAUGAUUGGCCAUCUGAAAGACAUGAUUCACAGGAUAGCCCCAUGUGAUGAGGCUUACUGGAAAAAGAUGAAUCAGCUUUUGCAAGCCCUGAAUCAAAAGCUUGCAACCCUCAGCCAUGGGCAAGAAGGGAUUGUCAAGAUCAGUACUGCUGUCUCUGAUAAGCUGGUUGCCUUUAAAACUAAACCUCCAUCAAUUCAGAGAGAAAUCCUGAGUGUCUGCAGUGACCCUUACACCCUGGCUCAGCAGCUGACACAUGUGGAGCUGGAAAGACUAAGUCACAUUGGACCUGAGGAGUUUGUGCAGGCGUUUGUACAUAAGGACCCUCUGGAUGGCACCAAGACUUGUUUCAAUGAGCAGAAGAAGACAAGUAACCUUGAGGCCUAUGUGAAAUGGUUCAAUAGACUCUGCUAUCUCGUAGCAACAGAAAUUUGCAUGCCUGCAAAAAAGAAACAGCGAGCACAAGUCAUCGAAUUCUUCAUUGACGUUGCCCGAGAGUGCUUUAACAUAGGAAAUUUUAAUUCACUGAUGGCAAUCAUUUCUGGAAUGAAUAUGAGUCCAGUUUCCAGGCUAAAGAAGACUUGGUCAAAAGUGAAAACAGCCAAAUUUUUCAUUCUCGAGCACCAGAUGGACCCUACUGGCAACUUCUACAACUACCGGACAGCGCUGCGGGGAGCUGCCCACAGGUCCCUCACCGCGCACAGCAACAGGGAGAAGAUUGUGAUCCCCUUCUUCAGCCUACUGAUCAAAGACAUUUAUUUUUUGAAUGAGGGAUGUGCUAAUCGCCUUCCAAAUGGACACGUCAACUUUGAAAAAUUCCUGGAACUGGCUAAGCAAGUAGGAGAAUUUAUAACAUGGAAACAAGUGGAGUGUCCAUUUGAGCAAGACCCUAACAUCAUCCACUACUUGCACAGCGCUCCCAUUUUUACUGAAGAUGGCUUGUAUCUGGCUUCCUAUGAAAGUGAAAGUCCAGAAAACCAGACAGAAAAAGACAGGUGGAAAUCCUUAAGAUCCACUAUUUUAGGAAAGACUUGAAGAUUGAGAGAAUAUUGCAGUAGGUCAAGGAAAAGAAAUCCGCAAACAUUUUGCACUACUGAUUCCAAAGAUGCCUGUUUGGGAUUUAGACAAUUUCUUUUGUUUGAGUUUUUUUGUUGGGUUUUUUUGACUGCCUAACAUGAUGGAUGAACUGGAUUCAUCCACUGAAAUCAUCAGAACUGUGUGCACAAUGAUGCUUUUCUAACUGUGAGACAGAGAGAGGAAGGACAAACAGACUAUUUGUGGCUGUGCCCAAACUGCGUCAGGAUCACUGUAAUUUUGCCUCUGAAGGAAAAUGCAGGAAGACCAGGAGCAGGGAGAAUCAUGGUACUGCAACAGAGAAUGGAAAAGUAUAAAAAAGGAAAGCAAAAAUACACAAGAGUAUUUCAGAAGCAGGUGCUUCAGACAGAAGUUCUUUAAACCUCUGAGGAUUGUAAAAUUAAAUCAAAGACAGACAACAGCAAUCUGGUUAAUUGCUGAAUGAAGAAAAAAGAACUUAAUCUUGCAUUAGCAGUCCCCCAGCCUUGUUGAACAAAGCACUGACUGCUGCAGGUGUGAGCUUGCAGGGAUGAGGACUGACGCCGCUCACAUACACGUCUGUCACACACAGGCAACGACAGCAUGGGACCCCGUCCUGACCCCGUGGGUUUUUACAGAGAGCAGCCAGGAGUGCGACUCUUGCUUAGUUAAUCUCCCCACCACUGUUGUUGCUUUCUUAUUGUGAAUCUGGGCUGGUCUGAGUGAGGAGGGCACAGAGAGUUGAUGGUGCUGCUUGAAGACAUCCCCACCACUUCUGAGGUUGAAUGAAGAAGCAAAUGACUCUGGACUCAGCUUACCUCUAUUUAAUGUAUGUAGUGUAUUCCCUAAAUUUAUUGAUGCUGAGUUGCAUCUUUUAAGGGGUCUUACGCACUCAAAGAAAAAAGGUACUGCAUUGCCAUUUCUAUCAGGUUCCAAUUAACACAGUACUGUUUGUUUUGUAACAUAAUACUUAGGAGGAUGGGGGGUAAUUGCUCUGAACUUGGGAACUACAUGGUAUGCUUUAAAAGGACAAAGGGUUUCAGACUGGAAUGAAUGCACUAAAGAGUUUGUCAUUCAUGAGCAGAUAACCAUUUUUGUCUUUUUUACUUUUAGUGUGUAAAAGUUCACGUUUCCUUACAGGUAACAUGAAAUAGGGACUAUGUCUUGUGUUUAAAGUUGUACAAUAAUCAAGGUGCUACUGUAAUAGAUACAUUAAAUGGUAAUGAACUAUAUUAGAUUCAAAACUAAGCCCUAACAAUAGACUAAUUGUUUGUGUGUGGAAGGAAUGUUCCUAACUGCCCCAGAAAAUAUCUCAAAAAGCUUAAAUGAAACCUAAAUUCCACAUAAUACUGAACUUUGCAUUUUUAUUACUGACUUGGUGCUACCUUUUCAAAGGUUCUAGUCCUUCUCUCCCUACAACAGAAGGAUGUAACCCUUUCUUUGAUAUCAGUAAUAAUUUUAUUUCAGCACAUAGUGAUUCCAAGUGGCUGUAGUGUUUUGAAAAAUUAGGGUAAUCACAAAACUUGGCUGUGUUGGCCUAUUCAGCCAGAAAAGUGGAACUGUUCCUUCCCUCUGCAUGGCCUCGAAGUUGUCUGUGCCUGAGUGAGCUGUUGACCUGGAGGCCUUGGCAGCUGGUGUUUGGUGCACUCCAGGUGUGAUGUGUCUGCAGAGCAGUUCUGUGUUGGGUUAUGGCCUGUGGGAGCCCAGUCUGGCUCACUGAAUCCACUUGUCCUUGCUGAGCUGAGGAUGGAUUCUUCUGGUUUUGCAAACAGGGCUUGAGGCAGAACUUCAGGUCUCCUUUUCCUGCAGAUGUAUCAGCACAUGGAUUCAGAUGAGAGGACAUAAAAAUGUGUUUAGUCGAGCUUUGUAUGGAAGAACUAAGUGGAAGGAUGGUGCAGCAUCAUUGCAGCAACGGAAUGAUGACUGUUCUGCUGAUACUGUGAAUUUGCUGUUUAAUUUUUGUACGUGUUGUUCUGCUUCUUUGAGUGGAUUCACUCCCUGACAGCUGCUUGAAUUAAUGCUACAGAGAGACCAGAGCAAAACUAGACCGGUAGGUCUGCUGUGUUGGUAACAAACCCCUAAGCUGGUAAGAUGUGAAUGUGGCACAGUCUUGCAGAAGCAUUAACUCAGCUUCUGGUAUAUCGCAGUGUUUUAAAAGACCCAAAUACAUGAAAUCACUUCUGCACCUCCUCCAGUGUAAUCAGAAUGGUAGCAGAAGUCACAUUUUUCCAUUUCUUGAGUGUGCCAUCCUGCACUGCAGGGCUAUUAUAAAGCUCAGUGGAAAGCAAGGAGGAAAUUUUGUGCCUUCAGCUUGUGUGAAGUCAGUAGAUGAACUUGCUCAAUGCCUUUCAAAAAACCUUUAAUCAUACAAUGUUUCCCUCAAUUUCACAUCAGCAUUGGUCACAUUACUGAAUUAAAGGUGCAUGAAUGUCGGGCAGCUGGGCAUGACUAAAUUUUCAGGGCAGAAACCCAAAAUGAGUCAAGCACUCAAGUACCCUGUGCACCAGAGUACCCUGAUUAGACUGUCAUUAUUCCCUCUCCUAGGCAAUGAACACGGUCCUGUUGUACAUCUCUGGAAGCUCCCCAUGUGGAUAGAGCAAACUGUGAUCUCAGCUUCUGCUGAGGUGUCACUUUAAAAAAGUGCGAACAGCUGCUAAAGCACUUCAAAUAAGAAACAAUUUAAAUGUAGAGAUAUUUUUCUCAGCUCGAGAAUAUUUUAUGAUGUGAUCAGUGGUGAUAAGAUAAUCACUAAAAUUAAUCUUGUCCCUUCCUGAUAUCUUGGUUAUAUCAUCAUGGGGUUUUUUUGCAAUAGUAUAUCCACCUUUUAUUGAAGCACAUGAGCACUGGUUUGCACAUGACUGUAAAUCCAGUUUAGAACAGAGCUCAGAUCACUGAAUAUGUAAUUGGAAUUAUCAACCGAAAAGACACAUUAGUAGAAAAGAUAGUUAUGCAUAUCAAUGUAAAAAUGUUACAAAGUUAACAGUCUCUGGCCUAGCAAUGAGUUCUAGUCCUGUGUUCCAUGGAAUGAGACUGAUUUCAAGCACAGCAAUGUGCCAGAGGGAAAACUCCAAUUAAUUUUGAUGAGCUUUGGAGCAAUCCUGCAAUUAUUAACUGUAGUACUGUUUUUAGUUAUUCACAGGUAUUAAACUGUAUUGCCAGUUGGUGUAGCCUCUGUGCCAAGUGCAACUCUCAGACAGGAGGUGCAGUUAAUAGGGUGGAAGUCCAGCCGUAGCAAAAGUUUCCUUUGACGUUGAAGUUUCAGCAGCAAAUUCAAGGACUAAAUCUGAUCCAAUGAAUUAAUUCAUGUCUGAGAACAAAAUUUGGCUUUCUGGCUUUAAGAACCUUUUUCUCUUUUUAUACUGGUAGAAAUUAGCCAUACUGUCUCAAAUUACUCUCUCAUUGGAAAUUAAAUUCCCUUUGAUUGUGAACUGAUUAUUUCCAUUGUUGUAGCUGGGGUUAGGGAGUGACAAGGGAAAAAGGAAAAGCCCCUUUGUUACUGCUCAGAGACUUGAGUGUGGGCCAUAGCUGUCUUUUCUUUUGUCCUUUCUAACGUUACCUGUGGAGUGGAAUUCCUCUGUAGGUGGGGCAGGGCAUUCCUGAAGUGUGGCUGGGGAGCAGCACACACGUGCCCAGCUCGGGAUGGCAGCACAGGCACCAUCAGGGACACACUGGGGUGAUGGGGUGAUCCUGGACAAAGCUGCGUGCACAUUCACAUCUGAGCCUGCAUUCUGCUUUCUUGGAAGUUUACCUGAGGCAAAGCCUACUAUACUUCCUUAUCCACCCAACAGAAUGAUGAUGAGAAAAUUCUUUGAAUGAAAAGAGGUUUUUUCUCUAGUGGAUUUAAAACAGUGUAGAAUUUGAUACUUGGUUGACAGAGAUUUGAAGAUUUAAGAAAAAUAAGUAUUUUUAAAAUUAUGAUAAAUACUUUGAUGGUUGUUAACUUUCAUAUUUCACUGCAUGGCAGCAGAGUGGAACAAAAUAUCUACUCUUAAUACCAAUGGCAGCUGGGCAGGUGAAGGCAGGAGAGUAUACAAUGAAGUACUGGUGCAGAAAAUGUUAUCAAUAAUUUUGUUUGAAUAUUGGCUAGAGCCUGUCCCUUCCCCUGAAACCACUGCUCCCUGCUCUGUGGAGUAGCUGAACCAGUUACCCUUUUUAGAUGGAACAGAUCUAAAGUUUAAUCUGGUUUGUAUUAAUUUCUUUUACAAUUAUUUCUGCAUAUUUUCAGAUAUGCAAAAAAUACUAAGUACAUUAAAGCUAAUGCUCAUACAAGGCAUCACAUCCUGCAUUGUUACAUUAUGCAAGUGUAGCUAGGGAGCAAAUAGCUUGUAUGGCUGAUGUUUCAUACACUCUGCAUGGGUGCAAGACACUGAAACUGCAGCCUCAGCUGCAGAAAAAAAUCUAAGUAUGAGUAACUCCUGCCUAGCCCCCCUGCCCUGCUUCAUGGCCAGCACAGGCUCUAGUGCUGUAAAUUCCUCCCUUGAUGCCUUUCCCUCCAUAGAAGCAGUAUUUUGCUCCAUAAACAGCUCUUGCAAAAUUCCAGUGGAGCAUUUUUCUAGCUCUCUGCCAUACAAAGGCUGUGUAUUCACACUCCAGAUCUGUCAUAACAGAAUAGGAAUCCUUCUCUCAUUUCAUCCCCAUGGCCUUAAAACUGCCAACCCAGAUUAAUAUUGCAGAGUAGCAAUGUUCCCAAGCCUCCUAGAAUGCAGAAGACUUAAGAGUUCAGAGCUCAGGAGUCCUACAAGUUAAAUGUUUGUAAAGGAACCUUCCUUCUAAAAGGUGCAAAGCCCCAUCUGAUGGAAUUCUGAACAGAAAAUUCCAUAUUCCAGCUACCUUUCAGAGAAACAUAACUUCCUCAGUGAACUAUUACUGGUCAGUACUAUAUCACUGCUUUGGUUAUUGAAUUAUGCUUCUAAAAUUCCAGUCUUUUUGAAAUGAAUUAUGAUGGUUUUUUUGAUGAUUGGUCUGUGGGCAAACAGAAUAGAGAAAAAGGGGGCUGUAGUUUAGACUGUUGACAUCAUCUGUAUUUCUUUAGCAGCCCAAGCUGGGUUAUCACUUACUGUCUGUCCUUGCCUUGAACCAGAAGGAAUUGUUCCAAUACAAUUGUCCAGAUUAUUAAAACUUAGUGAAAGAUGCACACACAGAGCUAUUCAAUUCAAGUGUUUCAAAGUCUGAUUCUUAUAAAUGUACAAGUACUUCCCUUAGGGGUCUGUCUGUAAAAACACCAUUACUAGUGCACAACAGAGAUGGAAAAUAAAUUAUCCUCUGAGUUUCAGAACGCUAAGCAAGCAUUGAUCAGCUUAUAAAGGUGAAAAAUUGGAUUUAAGAUUUUUUUUUCACUUUUAGCAACUGUGACUAUCAACUGUCUUAAACCUAAACUCCAAGAACAUAGUAUUCUAAAACUAUUUAGAAUUAUACUAUUUAGUCACAGACCUAAAAGCACAGAGUAAAAAUAGGUAAGCAGAACUGUCUUUAAUUUCAGACUGAGAAAUUAAAAAGUUGCAUGACAGGCCCAGGGUUACCUGGGAAGCAGGUCCUUUCAAAAAACUACCCCAAAAGAAAUCCAAAUUUUGGUUUUAUAUUUCUUCUGGUCUUACUCCUUUUUACUGCUGUGCUUAGAUAAAUGGAAACUAAAUUAUCACUUCAAGUUUUAAAAAGAAUCAAGCUAAGAAAUAAAUAUGGAUUAAAAGAGUGGUAUAUAUUAAUCAUGUGAGUGAUAGCAAUGAGCAACUGUGCUUUUCCUGUAUCUUUUUCAUUAAAUUAAAAGAAAUCAUGUUGUGAUUAGCAUUUUCAGGUCAAAUUGAAAUCUCUCUACCACAGAAUCAUAAAAAUGUAGAAUCAUUUAGGUUGGAAAGGACCUUUAAGAUCAUUGAGUCCAACUUUUGUCCCAUCCAUAAUACUCAAACCAUGUAGCUUUGUUAGAAAUACCCAGAACAAAUACCAACACUUUAUUAAUUGCACAGGCAGGAAACAGUAAAGUUACUUGGAAGUGGCUGUUAUGAUUUUGUGACUGUACAUAGAUCUUACAAAAUAUUAUUGGUAAUAUGCAUCCUGUAGCCCACAUAAACACUGCGAGAAUAGCAUGGUCAUUGUUACGCUUUAUAGCUGUUGUGAAAAAUGUCUUAACCUGCAUUCAUGAUGAUAGUGCCCAUCCUACUCCCAUGCCUUUUUAUACAGUUGUGGUAAGAUUGUUAUGAAAUCCUUUUGUCAGUCAUGUUCCAGCUAACUUACUUAUGUAUAGAAUUUAUAUAUUAAACCCCCCUAAUUUAUACUGUGUUUUAACAGUUUGCCUGGACUGUCUAUGGUUUCUAAAUUUUGUAAUGUGAGUGUCGAAUAAGAAUAAUAAUUAAAAAAAAAAAAAAA
Messenger RNA from Hirundo rustica (Barn swallow), 8248 nucleotides. RefSeq names its product RasGEF domain family member 1C (gene RASGEF1C). Bases 452 to 1870 code for a protein of 472 amino acids. NCBI's taxonomy places the organism in Eukaryota, Metazoa, Chordata, Aves, Passeriformes, Hirundinidae. The transcript has 15 exons. Gene Ontology annotation, biological process: Ras protein signal transduction; positive regulation of GTPase activity. Gene Ontology annotation, cellular component: plasma membrane. The record is from RefSeq and is a predicted model, not a curated record. Gene Ontology annotation, molecular function: guanyl-nucleotide exchange factor activity.